Carassius carassius (crucian carp) is the source of this 2262-nucleotide messenger RNA. RefSeq names its product fibrinogen C domain-containing protein 1-like. The record is from RefSeq and is a predicted model, not a curated record. The coding region runs from base 466 to 1860 and encodes 464 amino acids. The transcript is spliced from 8 exons. NCBI's taxonomy places the organism in Eukaryota, Metazoa, Chordata, Actinopteri, Cypriniformes, Cyprinidae.
UGAAUGAGUCAGAGAGUUGUUCACUCGUGACCGAAUCGUUCAGUCCAAUGCGGUGAGCAAACAGUUCAGACCGGAUCGAACGAUUCAUUGAAAAGAUCCGACUCAAAAGAACGAUUCGCUCACGGAUCGGACAUCGGGCGGAAUUCAAGAGCUCCACCACAAGCGUGUCCUUACACCACAGGAAUGAAGCAAAUCAAACGGACGCGUAGCACACAGUUAUUCUGCACAACUUAAUGUUUUAUUCUCUAAAUCCACGUCUUUUUUUUGUUUCUCAUAGACUCAACAGGGAAAGUUUUAUAUCUGAGGAGGAAUACCUGCCAACGAACAGAACGCAUCAUCCGCAAACAGUCACACCUUCUCCUCAGUAUUUAAGUGCGUUGAGGAGAUCGGAUUUGCUUUCGAACUGCAUUUUCUUAUUUGUUUAUUUUUGGGGGUGAGGGACAAGUCCCUUAAAGAUUCCAGAGAAUGGUAAAUGAUCGAUGGAAAAUCAUGAACAGUGUUUCAGAACUCGAGGAUGGACAGCAGCAUAAAUCGCAGAGGAUGAGCUGUAGCUACCUCCUAUGCACCAUCCUGCUCUUUGUUGCUUUGUUACUGGCUGUCACAGUAACCGGGAUCAUCCUUCUGAUGAACCAUUACCAAGCGCCCAGUGGCCCCGACGGCCCCCCUCUCAUCAGCACUAACCAGGAUGAGGGUAAUGCAGUGGUUACCAUCGAGAGAGGCGACGGCUCCCGCAUCAACAUCUUCAUUGACCCCAACUGUCCUGACUACAACAAUAACUUCCUGCGUCUGGAAGGCGUGCAGACCUCAUUGCUGCACUCGCUCACCGACCAUGACACUGAUCUGAAGUCAGUGAAAGGGCAAGACCGGGCUUUGCUUGUUAAACUGGCCGAGGAGGUUGCCAAGCUGGCUGCCCAUGCCAGUCAGCUGAAGAUGGAGUACAACGCGCUGAGACAAGGCCAAAGCAACAUUGGACAGGAGCUCAGCACUCUGCAGACCGAACAGGGCCGGCUUAUUCAGCUGCUGUCAGAGAGCCAGAUCAACAUGGUGAAAGUGGUGAACUCUGUGAGCGACGCACUAAGCUCCAUGCAGAAGGAAACCGGAAACAUCAAGAGCCGUCUCAAGGCAGAUCUGCAGAGGGCUCCGGUACACAGCAUCCGGCCCAAGGGCUGUGCCAGUGGAGAAGGUUCCAGACCCAGGGAUUGCAGUGACAUCUAUGCCAGCGGGCAAAGAGAGGAUGGUAUCUACUCUGUGUUCCCCACACAUUACCCAGAAGGCUUUCAGGUUUUCUGUGACAUGACUACUGAUGGGGGCGGAUGGAUGGUGAUUCAACGCAGAGAGGAUGGCUCUGUUAACUUUUUCCGUGACUGGGAAGCUUAUCGUGAAGGAUUUGGCAAGAUAACAGGAGAGCAUUGGCUUGGCAUGAAACGAAUCCAUGCACUUACCAUUCAAGCCAACUAUGAGCUGAGGAUUGACUUGGAGGACUUCGAGAACAGUACCUCCUUUGCAAAGUAUGGCUCUUUUGGAGUGGGUUUGUUCUCUGUUGACCCCGACGAGGAUGGCUACCCACUGAGCAUCGCAGACUACUCUGGCACAGCAGGCGACUCACUGCUAAAACACAACGGGAUGAAAUUCACCACUAAGGACAAGGACAACGAUCAUUCUGAGAAUAACUGCGCGUCCUUCUACCACGGCGCCUGGUGGUACCGCAACUGCCACACCUCCAACCUCAACGGACAGUACCUGCGCGGCCAGCACACCUCGUAUGCCGACGGCAUCGAGUGGUCGUCCUGGACGGGUUGGCAGUAUUCGCUGAAGUUCACAGAGAUGAAGAUUAGGCCAACCAAGGAGGAGAAUAAAUAAGUGAGGAAUAGAAAACUUGACUACAAGAGCUCAAAGAUGGCUGUAGGUGUUAGAGACACUCAAUACAGAAACGCAAGAACUUUCCGGCAACAACCUCUUUCUCAUGUUUCUGUUUCUAUUCAUCUCUCAAUUCCCGUUUUCCUACCAUCUUGUAGUGUUUGUGCUAAUGGGCCGAUGUUUUUCUCUUGAUCUGUUGUUCACAUCUCUGAAUAUUAUUACGAAACAUUGCAGGUAUUGUCAAAAAUGUACUGAUGAAAUAAAAAAUCGAUAGUUGUUGUCUAUAAAAAAAAAGAAAAGAAAAACAAACAAAAAAUACUUCUGUAGAUGUGAAAUUUAGCAAGAACGUGUAGCUUUUCAUAAAAAUAAAGACUUUUAACUCUUCAGACAUCUGACGGAGAGGCA